AUGAAAAGGAACUCCAUUUUUGCAGGAUUUCCUUCUGCCUUCAGGGAGCUUCUCGGUGUUUGGCCUGCCUUGCCCCAGGGAGCACUUCACAAACCCUUGAGCUGGGAGGCAGCGGUGUCCUCAACGGCCACCUCAACAGCCACCUCAACGGCCACCUCAACAACAACCUCGAUGGCCACCUCAGUGGCCACCUCAACAGCCACCUCGAUGGCCACCUCAACGGCCACCUCAACAGCCACCUCGAUGGCCACCUCGGUGGCCACCUCAACAGCCACCUCAACAGCCACUUCAGUGGCCACCUCAAUGGCCACCUCAACAGCCACUUCAACGGCCACCUCAACAGCCACCUCAACAGCCACUUCAACGGCCACCUCAAUGGCCACCUCAAUGGCCACCUCAGUGGCCACCUCAACGGCCACCUCAAUGGCCACUUCAACGGCCACUUCAACGGCCACCUCAACAGCCACCUCAACAGCCACCUCAACAGCCACUUCAACGGCCACCUCAAUGGCCACCUCAACGGCCACUUCAACGGCCACCUCAACAGCCACCUCAACAGCCACUUCAAUGGCCACCUCAAUGGCCACCUCAACGGCCACUUCAACGGCCACCUCAACAGCCACCUCAACAGCCACUUCAACGGCCACCUCAAUGGCCACCUCAAUGGCCACAUCAGUGGCCACCUCAACGGCCACCUCAAUGGCCACCUCAACAGCCACCUCAAUGGCCACCUCAACAGCCACCUCAAUGGCCACCUCAAUGGCCACUUCAAUGGCCAACCCAACGGCCACCUCAACGGCCACCUCAAUGGCCACCUCAAUGGCCAACCCAACGGCCACCUCAAUGACUGGAUCGUGUUGGGCCACCUGUGCUUUGGAGGACACCAGCCUGAGCCUGGGCCUGCCGCAAACAGCGCGGGCAAGGCUGCCAGCGUGGCACUCGCCCAGCCCCGUGGAGAAGGACGCUGGAACGUGA
Molecule: messenger RNA, 975 nt
Organism: Tyto alba (common barn owl)
Lineage: Eukaryota; Metazoa; Chordata; Aves; Strigiformes; Tytonidae
Product: serine-rich adhesin for platelets-like
Exons: 1
Coding region: 1-975 (324 amino acids)
Source: RefSeq, a predicted model, not a curated record